Messenger RNA from Drosophila miranda, 606 nucleotides. RefSeq lists its product as uncharacterized. The transcript is spliced from 2 exons. The coding region runs from base 67 to 585 and encodes 172 amino acids. The record is from RefSeq and is a predicted model, not a curated record. Lineage: Eukaryota; Metazoa; Arthropoda; Insecta; Diptera; Drosophilidae.
UUACUAUCGAAUAAACCUCGAGUUUACCUUCAAAAUUCUCGUACAAUAUAUUAGCCCUAUUUGAGCAUGUUAUUAAGAACAUGUUGCGGUUGCUGUAGCUUGAAGUACGGAUGCUUCUUGGUCGCCAUCUACACGGGACUCACCUAUAGCCUGCAGCUGGUGACCCUGCUGAUGUAUGGACUAAUCGAAGAGUACGCCGAGAGUCAGAUCUUCUACUUGUUUCUGUCCGUGCCCUGCACCAUCGCGGUGGCCGUGUCCGUGGCCCUGUUCGUGGGCGCCCUGAAGAAAAGGGCGAGGCUCUUGUGGCCCUGGCUGAUAACCUUUAGCGUAUUUACGAUUAUCUUUGUGCUGACCCUCAUCGGCAGCCUGAUCGCGGGCUCCACCAAGAGCAAUGUGGAGGACAAUCACGUCGGCUCCGGCUUCAUGCGACGACCCCUAGUACAGGCCUUGAACCUGCGUGAGUAUGGGACGACUCAAUGGAUUUUAGAUCUCAUGCAGUGCCACAACCCCGCAGUGAUUCAUCUGUACGUCCUGCUGGUCGUCUAUUCCCACUACUCCGAACUGCAGAAUGAGAAUAUUUUCUGAUCAAGCAAUCGUCUGUCAACG